Molecule: messenger RNA, 275 nt
Organism: Ilex paraguariensis (yerba mate)
Lineage: Eukaryota; Viridiplantae; Streptophyta; Magnoliopsida; Aquifoliales; Aquifoliaceae
Source: the annotation of a GenBank genome assembly
AUGGUAAAAUCCAGAUGGUAAAAAUUCUCAAAUCCCCAAAUACUUUAUGUUCGCCAUUGAAGAAGGAUGAUGAUGAUGAAGCCCAAUCAAAUCCUAGGUACUUUCUGCAAUUUGUGCCUUCUGCGAUGAAAGAUGAUUUGAGAUUUGUGCCUUUUACGAUGCAGCCAGAUCUCAAGAGGGAUGAAGACAAUGAAGCUUUCAGUGGACUGAUUCAGACGAUGAAGCCUUCUAAAGACGAUGAAGACAAAAUCCACAACAAGCAUACCAACCCAUGA